Morus notabilis is the source of this 2142-nucleotide messenger RNA. RefSeq names its product zinc finger BED domain-containing protein RICESLEEPER 2-like. The record is from RefSeq and is a predicted model, not a curated record. The transcript is spliced from 5 exons. Lineage: Eukaryota; Viridiplantae; Streptophyta; Magnoliopsida; Rosales; Moraceae. The coding region runs from base 1 to 2142 and encodes 713 amino acids. Gene Ontology annotation, molecular function: protein dimerization activity; DNA binding.
AUGGAAGACAACGGGGAUAGCCAAGCAGGCCCAAACGCGAAAAAUUUUAAAACAAAGAAGCGCAAGUUCAAGAAGUGUGUUGAAGCAAUUGGUGCUUUAACAAGAAGGCAAGUUCAAGAAGGAUUGAUGGAGAAAGUAAAUUUAGAGGUUGUAAGUGAAGAUGUUGAAGGUGAAGGUAAUAGUGAAAUGCGAGUGGACCUUGAAGAUGACGUGUUUGAAGUUGAGGUUGAACAGAGUUUCUUUGCUAAUACGAGCUCUGCGAAACCGCUGAAAAAAACUUUGAAGUCAAAAGUGUCGAAAUUUUUCGACAUACUUCCUUUGGGGGCAGAUGGAAAGGUUCGAAGUGCUUGUAAGAAAUGCGGCCAGCAAUAUCUUGCUUUAAGCAAAUAUGGAACAGGUAAUAUGAGUCGCCAUAUUAAAACUUGUAAGAAAAGAGAUACUCGUGACAUCGGUCAAAUGCUUAUCUCUCGUGAUAGUGGAACUUUAUCUCUUGAUACUUGCAAGUUUGACUCUGAAAAAUGGCGUGAGUUGGUUGCAUCUUGUAUUAUUAUGCAUGAUUUGCCAUUCCAGUUUGUUGAGUACAAGGGGUUAAGAGCAAUGCUACAGUAUUUAUAUCCUGAUGUAGAAUUAAUCUUUAGAAACACUGCUAAGGCUAUUUGUCUUAAGAUGUAUGAGAAGGAGAAAGUAAAGAUUAAGAAUAUGGUGAUUGCAUGCCCUGGUAGAAUUUCGUUGACAUCUGAUUUGUGGAGUUCUUUGACUAGUGAUGGAUAUUUGUGUCUUACUGCUCACUUUGUUGACAAGAAUUGGAAAUUGCAAAAGAGAAUAUUAAACUUUUGUAAUAUGCCACCUCCACACACUGGGAUUGCACUAUCUGAAAAGAUUUAUUCUUUGUUACACGAUGAUUGGGGUAUUGAGGGAAAGAUUUUUACUAUCACUUUGGAUAAUGCUACUUCAAAUGAUGUUUCUGUGGUUUCCUUGCAAACACAAUUGAAUUUGGAUGGUUUGUUGCCUUCAAAUGGGGAAUUUUUUCAUUUGAGAUGUUGUGCUCAUAUUUUGAAUCUAAUUGUACAAGAUGGUUUGAAAAGGAUUGAUUACUCAGUUGAAAACAUUCGUGACACUGUCAAAUAUGUAAAAGCAUCACAAAUGAGGAAGCAAAAGUUUAUAGAGUGUGUGAAGCGGGCUUUUCAACAUUUGGAGUUAAGUGAUUCCAAUUACAAGCAUCACCUUUCUAGUGAUGAAUGGGAAAAAGUUGAGAAAGCUCACAAGUAUUUGAAAGUGUUUUAUGAUGCAACACUUGUAUUUUCUGGCACUAAAUACACCACUUCCAACUUAUAUUUUCCAAAAAUUAUGAACUGCUAUGUGACAUUGAAAGGAGCCUUGGAAAGUGAAGAUGGUUAUUUGAAGGAUAUGGCAUGGCAAAUGUGGGGAAAGUUUCAGAAGUAUUGGUCAGAUUUCAGCCCUAUUUUAUCCAUAGCAUUGGUAUUUGAUCCUCGGUAUAAGAUGCAAAUUGUUGAGUUUUUCUACAAGAAGGCUUAUGGAGAAAACUCAAUUGAGUUGGCAUCAAUGCGGAACAAGUUGGAGCGCCUUUUUGAAGAGUAUAAAGCUAAGUGUGACCAAGGCACAGGUGCAGGUGUAUCACCUUCUGUUUUAAAGAAAGAAAGUAAGAAUAAUGCAGUACCAACUAUGGCUGUUGACAUCGAAGAUGAAUUACUCAAGGAAUUUGAUGAUCUUGUUGAUGAUGACUUCUCUGAUGUUCCCCAAAAAUCUCAAUUAGAGCUUUACUUGGAUGAGCCUAGGGUAAAUAGGAAUGCACCUUUAGAUAUUCUUGCAUUUUGGAAGUCAAAUCAAUUCCGCUAUCCUAUUCUUGCCAUGAUGGCUCGUGACAUCUUAAGCAUCCCGGUAUCAACAGUUGCAUCAGAGGCAGCAUUUAGUAAUGGUGGUCGUGUGUUGGAUCAAUUUCGAAGCUCACUUAAGAGUGAAACUGUUGAAGCACUUCUCUGUACUAAAGACUGGUUAUUUGGAAAUGAAGGUGAUCAUGAUAAGGCAUUACUUGAGGAUUUGAAUGAGAUGACAAAGGAUGUAGUUUCUCUUAGCUUGAAUGAUAAUGCUCAAGCUUCAAACUCGGUUGCUCUUAACUCUUGA